Coniosporium apollinis CBS 100218 is the source of this 1590-nucleotide messenger RNA. RefSeq lists its product as uncharacterized. The record is from RefSeq and is a predicted model, not a curated record. The coding region runs from base 1 to 1590 and encodes 529 amino acids. Gene Ontology annotation, molecular function: protein binding. Lineage: Eukaryota; Fungi; Ascomycota; Dothideomycetes. The transcript is spliced from 3 exons.
AUGUCCUCUGAAGCGCUCUCGCAAGAGCGAACUGCAGACGUAGCUACUAAGCAGGACACAGAAUGCGGAGAUGUGGACAGCAAGAGCUCUAGCAUGCAGCGCGACGCGGAAGCGGCAGCAGCGGAAACGAUUCAGCGCAACUACAGAGGUUAUCGGGAACGGAGACAACUACAGGGACUCGGCUUAGAUCCCUCAACGCGAUGGCUUGAGGCAGUUAAGGAAGCUCGGUACAGGAAUUACACUAGGCCGAUAUCACGGAGAAAGCGAUCAAGUCUGACACCACCAACCCUUGAUCAAGCUAGAAGGAACUCAGAUGCAGCAAGACAGAACUGGAAGCGCAUAGGCUACAUUGCUCGACGAGCUGGCGAAGACGAUACUAGCGGCGAGUCUGAGACGGAGGACAUAACAGCUGAAGAAUUAGAGAAGCGUCGGCAGCGCAAGCUCGAACUGAAGAGGGAGCGGGAGAAGUCCGCUAAGAUAAUGGACCUGCAAUAUUUUCUUGAAAUGGUGGACCUCAAGCACCGCCAUGGCGCGAAUCUGCGCGCAUACCACGAGGAAUGGAAGAAAGCUGAUACGAACGAGAACUUCUUUUAUUGGCUCGACCGCGGCCAAGGCCGGCACUUAGAGCUGCCUACUGUAUCCCGCGAAAAACUUGACAGAGAACAGGUUCGGUACUUGUCGCGAGAAGAGCGAUUACACUACCUGGUCAAGAUUGAUGAGGAAGGUAGACUCUGCUGGGCAGAGAAUGGCUUCAGGAUUAGUACCGACACUGAGUGGAAAGACAGCAUCAACGGGGUAGUACCGAAGGAUGAUCCCACUCCAAUGUUUCGAGGCUCUGCAGCGUCGCAAUCGCGGCGAAGCACGUUUUCAUCAUCGACAUCCUCGUCUUCAUCAAGCUCAAGCCAUUCGGCAGCAGGCGAGGAAGACGGAGACCGUUACGUCAGCUAUGACCUUGGGAAAAGGAAGGGAAAGAGGAGAUUCAUGCAUGCAUCUCCAGCGGCCAUACUUGACCAUUUCUUACGUAAAUCGGUGCGGCCCAACAGUUGGAUUUUCGUUGCAGACACGUCUUUUCGACUCUAUGUAGGUAUUAAACAGUCAGGAACCUUCCAACACAGCUCUUUCUUACACGGCGCCCGAAUAUCCGCAGCGGGUCUCAUCAAGAUCAAAGAUGGCCAACUGAGAAAGCUAUCACCCUUGAGCGGGCAUUACAGACCUCCAACUAAGAACUUUCGCGCGUUCGUCCACUCGCUGAAGGACGCUGGCGUUGACAUGUCACGAGUCUCUGUAUCGAGGAGCUAUGCUGUUUUGAUCGGUCUGGAGGGCUACAAGAGGGCCAGAAAGAAGAUUAAGCAUGGCAAACAACACCUAGCUGACCACAAGCAAAAACUGCUGCAUCCUGGCCAGGCGAAGAAGAGAGAGGAAGCCGAAAAGGAUAAAAGUGAUUCGGCGGAGAAGGAGCGAGAGGCCUUGGCUGCUGAAGCGCAGCAGGGAGAGAAAACGAGGACGGGAGACAGCUUCUGGUUGAAGAUGAUGAAAAGGCUGCAUCUGAACUCUUUCAGCUCGGAGUCUGAGGGGGGAAGGGAUGUCUGA